Messenger RNA from Rhodotorula graminis WP1, 3532 nucleotides. RefSeq lists its product as uncharacterized. Lineage: Eukaryota; Fungi; Basidiomycota; Microbotryomycetes; Sporidiobolales; Sporidiobolaceae. The coding region runs from base 1 to 3480 and encodes 1159 amino acids. The transcript is spliced from 6 exons. The record is from RefSeq and is a predicted model, not a curated record.
AUGGACCCGUCCCACCGCCCAGCUUGUCUUAGCUGCGCACAACGUGGGUCCACCAACCUCGACUGCGACGGCGGCCAUCCCUGCACCCCCUGCCGCACCUCGAGCACCCGCUGCGCCUAUCCUCGGCCUUCGACACCGCCCUCAGCUUGGACAAACAUCGCCCCGCAAGCCGUCCAACGAUGGCCCGAGUCGGUCCAGCUCGUCCCUGGCGAGGCGGCAUCCUUUCGCCUGCGAGCCGAGCGCGACAAGGACGGCAACGUCGACGCCUUCAGCCGCGAGUGGGUCGUCAACCAGGACCAAGAUCUACGGCUUCGAGCGAGGCGCGGCAAGACGAGCCUGCUGUUCCCGGCGUCAGUCGACGACCGAGACGAGGCAGAAGCGCUCGACCUCGAGGGCGACCCGCUCGACUUUGCCCGUGAGGGUCACGUUCUGCUCAACCUUCACGACGUCCUCCGCCACGACCCGCUCCAACCGACCGUCGGCCUCAACGCGGCCAUCCAGGACCGCCACAGCUCGUCGUCGAAGCAGACGCGCAUCCUCCGCACGUUCGAGACUCGCGACCCGAACCUCGGCAACGUCCUCGCCGCGUGCGACGUCCCGCUCGACGACGGCGCGAGCUCGAGCAGCACGUGCGUCGCCUUCCGGCGUGCCGAGACGCCCGGCGGGCGCCCAACGGCGGUCGGCUGGGGCAGCUUUGCGCCCUUGCCGCGAGAGCUGCGCGCGCCGAGCCGCAAGGGCAAGGACCGCGAGCGGGACGGCGACGCGCGCGCAGGCUUCCGAGCCUCGACCGAGCCGCUCUUGACGAGCGCGCACCCGGUCCGCCAGGUCGAGCUCUCGCGCCUCGGCAGUAGCUCGUCGGCGCUCCUCGGCGUGCGGACGCAGGGCUCGCUCGACCUCGUCCACCUCUCCCUUCCCUCUCCCUCCUCGGAUUUCGCCCACCCCCCGCCGCCGACAACCCUGUCGCGCUUCACAUACACCGCCUCGUCCCUCUCUCGUCGCCCCAUCGCCGACUUUGCCCUCAGCCCCGCCCUCGGCGCCGGCCUCGUCGUCGACACGACGGGCGCCCUGUUCGGCUGGGGCCUCGGCGCGAGAGGGUCCGGGCGCAUCGGCGACCGGGACUGGCGCGGCGCGCAGCCCGACAUGUUCCGCCUGAGGGGAGGGAGGAAGAAGGGCGAGGGAGGGUACAGCGGGCUGGCGCGUGUGCAGUGCGGCGGCGUGAGGGGGACGGACGCGGUCGUCGCGGUCGAGGACGAGAUGCUCCUGUACGACCUACGAUCACCCAGAGCGUCACUCCAGCUCGUCGACCCGCACCUACUCGCUCAGCACCUCGCCCACGGCGAGACCGACCCCGCCCGCAUCGUAUCCCUCCUUCAGUGCACCCCUCCCACCUCCAACUCGUUCCUCUCAUCGUCCACCUCGACCGCCCAGCACGUCGUCGCGACGACGCACGACGUCCUGUACCUCGACGAGCGUAUGCCGUCCCGCGCGCUCCUGCGGUGGAAGCACGGCCGGUGCGGCCCCGAGUCGAAAGGCCUCGACCUCACCCUGUCGCUCAUCGAGGUCCCGGCGCACGUCUGCGACUCGCCGCAGCGCGACAGCGUCGAGCCGGUCGUCGGUCGAGCAGCCCUCACCUCGCGCCUGCACCCGCACGUCGAGCUCUACACGACGCGCGCCGACCCGGCGCACGCGGCCCAGUUCGCGCUCGGCCCGUACGCGCUCGAGGGCCCGCGCUCGUCGGCGUCUGCAUCGUCGCCGAGGUCCGAGCGCUUCACACGCGCCGGCACGGCGUUCGUCCCGCUCCCACCUCUCGCCACGAGCGCCGCAGCCGGCCCGUCCUCCUCGCGCGAGGCCAUGGACGUCGACGGCCCGUCACGCUCGUCGAGCGACGAGGACGAGGACGGGCCCGCCGCGCGCCGAGAGCGCCUCGCCGAGGCGCGCCGGGCCGCCCGCAGCAGGUCGUGGAGACUGCUCGAGGCCGGCGCGCGAGGCGAGCUCUCGGUCCGCCAGGUCGAGCUUGAGCGGUUCACGGUCGCGUCGGGCGACGAGGACGGCGAGGGCGAGGAGGUGGGCGACGGCGCAGCUGGCGGUGCAGGUGCGGCCGAGCCCGCGCACGUUGAGCUGAGCGCGGAGCUCGCGCAGCUCGGCGCCGAGGCGGAGCGCGUGCGGAGGAGGAGGUCGAAUCGGGACCGGCGGCGGCAGAAGGAGGAGGAGCGGCUCGUCGACGUCAGCAGGGUCAGGAGGGUCCUUGCGCCGGAGCGGGUGCUUGAGGCGGGACGGGCGGCGGACGAGGUCGGCGACGGCGUCGACUCGGCGCAGGCGGCGGUGCAGCUCGUGCGAGGUGCGACGGUGAGGGAGGAGGGCGAUGUCGGCGCCUUGACCGGGCUCGAGCUCCUGUCGCUCUCGUCUCGCCACUCGGCCGCCAUGACCGACGACGACGACCUCGCCCCAGCACCACUGCCUCGCCCGUCGGCGUACGAUGCCCUCGUCUCGAUCCCGCCCGAGUCGACCGCCGCUCUCGACGCCGCUCUCGCCGCCGCGCCGGCCGCCCUGCGCUUUCGACCCAUACCCACCCCGACCCACUUCUCGACCCUCCUCCCUCGGCGACUUCCGCCCUGCACCGCCGCACCGACCACUUCGGCAGCCCAGCGCCUGCGCGCUCUCGCCUCCGAGCGAGUCGAGCGCCAACACGCCCUCGCCUCUCACGUCCUCCUGCCCCGAGCGAUCGAGCCCGACGAGCCCGUUCGUGCGCCCAACCAGCCGCAGCCGGCCGACGAGGACCCGCCGGCGCUCCACUUCUCGUACGUGCGGCCCAAGGCGCCGACACCGAGCGGGCUCGGCGACCUCGACGGCGACGGCGAGGUCUCCGGCCUGCGCAGUGUCGGUCGCGGCACGAGACGGCGCAAGAACAGGGGCGACGACGUCGACCCGCCCUCGCUCGACUCGCUCGGCGCGCGGCUCCUCCUCGCCGAGUGGCACGUGGGCGCCGACCCGCGGUCGUACACGUGGUACAGCCCGUACGACGACGACCAGGACAAGGACCUCGACGCGCUCGCCGUCUCGCAGGCCCAGGCGAGCUCGUCGUCGCGGCGCAAGAAGCGCGAGCGCGAGGCGUCGACGAUGGGCCCGACCUCGUCGGCCAUGAGCUGGCAGCCGUCUUUCCCGCCGUCGUCGGCGAGCUUCGCCACGUCGUCGCAGUCGUACUUCCCGUCGCUCGGGCCGCCGCAGAUCGGCAGCAACCCGUCGCACGCCCAGUCGCAGUCGCAGUCGCAGGGCUGGCCGCAGCUCGCCGCGACGCAGCCGACCAUCUCGGUCAGCGGGCCGGCCGACGCGUCGGCGUCGUCGCAAGGUCCUCCAGCGUUCGGUGGCGCGGCGUCGCAGACGGUGCCGGGCGCGUUCGGGUCGAGGUUGACGGUCGGAGCCGGGCGAGGAGGGGACAAGGACAAGAAGAAGAAGGGCAAGAAGCGCGUCUCUGGCUUUUGAUGGAGUUGUUGUAGCAUCUCGUACUGCAUUAAUCGCAACCCUGGGCACGCUG